AUGGCGGGUGUCGCAAAAGAGGCCGUUGUGCCCAUCGAGGCCACUCUUCUGAGUCUAGCCAUCGUCUUCGUCUUUGCUCGUCUUUUUCUCCGACUUGUCCGACAGCGUCAAAAGCUCACUCUCAGCGAUUGGAUCCUGAUUGCGUCUCUAUGCGAUGCCAUUGCCUUGUUCACAACCGAUGCGAUGGCGUACAACCUGGGUGGCAUGGACGAGUACGACCCGAAAGCACCGGAGCCACCCGUGGCAGACCAAAUCAAGUUGAUGAAGGUUUCAUUCGCGGGCAACUACUUUUACGACACCGGCAUUUACAUCCCCAAGUUGGCCAUGUUGGCAUUCUACUUCAAGCUCAUCCCCAAGACGAUGCCGCUGCUGCGAAAGGCUCUCUACGGAGUCAGUGCCUUGACAUUGACAUUCGCUGUAACCACGUGCUUUUUGGAUACCUUCUGGUGCGGUCCAAAUGUGUCAGUCAACUGGGACCUCAAAGGCACUUGCAGCACCUUCGAUUCCAAGGACGUUUUUCGGAUUGAUUGGGUCUUGAACUUCAUAUCAGAUCUUCUAAUCUUUGCGAUCCCAUUUCCCCUUCUACACGGCCUUCAGCUUAGCAGGCGCUACAUCAUCGGUUUGAUCGCCACGUUCUCGACUGGUAUCAUCACAAUCGGAGCCAGCGUAGGCCGGUUUGCUACCGUGGAAUCCAUCAAAGCGUGGACCAAUGUUUACGUGCUGUCCAUGACUGAGGUAUCAGCCGCCAUUCUGGUGGUGUCCUUGCCCGCACUCAAAUCGCUCCUCCACCGUCGGGGGCUCAGCACAUCAAAGUACGGGACAGCCCAGUCAGGCUCUGCGGGUUUGGGAUACAGCAAGCAUCCAACGGCCAAUACCCACAUCAAGCUUUCAUCGGGAAGAGAUCCGUACAUGGCAACAACUCGCGUGGCCGCCGAAAACGAAUCUGGAAGUGAGGUGGAACUCAACACUCUCAAGCGAUCGGAUGUGAUAUACAAGUCGGAACGCGUUAGUGUAACCUAUCAGCGACGCGAGGAUGGAGAAGGAGAUGAAGCCAAGGCCGGACCCAGAUACUAG
Colletotrichum chrysophilum is the source of this 1074-nucleotide messenger RNA. RefSeq lists its product as uncharacterized. Lineage: Eukaryota; Fungi; Ascomycota; Sordariomycetes; Glomerellales; Glomerellaceae. The record is from RefSeq and is a predicted model, not a curated record. The transcript has 4 exons. Bases 1 to 1074 code for a protein of 357 amino acids.